AUGCAGGUCAGCUCAAAUGGGUGUCGGUUCUGGAAGGUCGGAAAAUGUGGUAUCUUCCACGGAGUUCCUUUCCUCAUGCUGCAGAAUAUCUCAGUCACGUCGGGUCUCAACACCAUCAUGCCCCCGAAUUGCCCGUACGCGCCUGAUGCUGUGCGGUUGCAGGAAGAAUACCCCCUUAUCAACAACGAGGACCUUGAGAGAGGCACAUACGAGGAUCUCGAGAUCAUUUUCAAGCAUCUACCCUCCAGUCUAAAACACCCACCCGGCAACGAGCGUGAAUGUACUCUUGCUAGAAUUCUGUGCGCGGCGUCCGCCUUCCUGCACCAAAUCCGGUCGGGCGGUAUAGCUGGUCGGCUGUCUUACUAUAGUCAAGACAAAGACGAUCACAAUGGGUCACCGUCUUCUUCAGCGAGCCGGCCCUUUAAUAUAGACACAGCUACACCUACUCGGGUCACUCCAAGCAGGAUUCCGAAAGGCAGUAUGGCGAAAGGCAGUAUGGCGAAAGAUAGUAUGGACGGUGCCGCCGCCAAGGCGUUGUUCGAUCAAGCUCUGAUCGAGCAGGGGCCUCUCAAGAAACAGAUACUCGAGCAUCCGGCCCGCAGCGAAGCCAAAUACACGUUAGGACUGCCUCCGAUAGAUCGUGCUUUUUCGUCAGAAAGGAUUCACUGA
Molecule: messenger RNA, 669 nt
Organism: Penicillium diatomitis
Lineage: Eukaryota; Fungi; Ascomycota; Eurotiomycetes; Eurotiales; Aspergillaceae
Exons: 3
Coding region: 1-669 (222 amino acids)
Source: RefSeq, a predicted model, not a curated record